Carica papaya (papaya) is the source of this 2268-nucleotide messenger RNA. The record is from RefSeq and is a predicted model, not a curated record. Lineage: Eukaryota; Viridiplantae; Streptophyta; Magnoliopsida; Brassicales; Caricaceae.
GAGCUCGUCCUGUUAGAGGCGUUUUUCUGUUAAUAAUUUAUUUUAAAAAAAAGGGAGGAAGAAAAUACAGUGGGGACUUGUUGAAGGAGGAGGAAGUGGAGGCAUCAUACAUGUUGUAUGCUUAUAAAUACCCGUAAAUGCUCCCUUACCAAAUCUCAUUGCUUCUCCUUCUCUCUCUUCUUCCUUCACCUGAUACAAUACAAGUUGCAGUCAAAAUAUUCCUUUGGAUUGUUUCAAAUACAAGCAAGUAAAGGAAAUGAAGUACGUUCUAGUCACCGGAGGAGUGGUGAGUGGACUCGGCAAAGGAGUCACUGCAAGCAGCAUCGGCCUUCUUCUCAAGGCUUGUGGCCUCCGUGUUACCUCUAUCAAAAUUGACCCUUAUUUAAAUACUGAUGCUGGAACCAUGUCCCCUUUCGAGCAUGGUGAGGUGUUCGUGUUAGAUGAUGGUGGCGAGGUGGACCUUGACCUGGGAAAUUAUGAACGGUUUCUAGAUAUCAAGCUGACCCGUGAUAAUAACAUUACUACAGGAAAGAUUUAUCAGUAUGUGCUUGAGAAAGAGAGAAAAGGAGAUUAUUUGGGAAAAACUGUUCAGGUUGUUCCUCACAUUACAGAUGCGAUUCAAGAGUGGAUUGAGCGCGUGGCUGUGGUACCUGUGGAUGGGAUGGCAGGUCCAGCUGAUGUCUGUGUCAUAGAAUUGGGUGGAACUGUAGGCGAUAUUGAGUCCAUGCCAUUUAUUGAGGCUCUGGGGCAAUUCUCCUACCGUGUAGGUCCUGGCAACUUUUGCUUGAUUCAUGUCAGCCUUGUGCCUGUAUUAAAUGUUGUUGGCGAACAGAAAACAAAACCAACCCAGCACAGUGUUCGAGGACUCCGAGGCCUGGGUUUGACACCGCACAUCUUAGCUUGCCGAAGCACAACAGCACUGGAUGAGAGUGUAAAGGGGAAACUCGCUCAGUUUUGCCAUGUUCCAAAAGAAAAUAUCUUCACGCUCUAUGAUGUUCCUAAUAUCUGGCACAUUCCUUUGCUUUUGAAAGAACAGAAGGCUCAUGAAGCUAUUUUCAGAGUGUUGAACCUUCUAGAUACUUCUAAGGAGCCUUCCUUGGGAGAAUGGAUAUCAAGGGCUAAAAUAUGUGACACAUUACAUGUGCCGGUUAGAAUUGCCAUGGUUGGGAAGUAUACGGGCCUUUCAGAUUCCUAUCUCUCCGUAAUCAAGGUAAAUUGAAAAGUUAACAUCUCUUCUAAGUUCAAAUUAAACAUAAACUAGAAAUGAAUGCGCUCUUGAUCUGAUGCCCUCUUUUGAGAUGAAUUCUAAAUAUGGGGUUCUUUUGUGACACUAAGGCAUCAUGCUGUGUGCAUGUGUGUGCAUUUGGGACUUGUGAAUGAAUUUCUCAGUUUCGAGGCAUUACAUGUAGAGAGUUAUGCUUUUGUGAUACCUGUUCCUCUGCUUUUCAGCGGAUGCAUAUUAAUUUCUUCCAUUUUUGAUUUGGUUCUAUUGAUGCUUUGAUUUUCUUUUCUUUGUUUGCUAUAUGUUCAAUUGAUGAGUAGAAUUAGUUAUAACUUAAAAUCAUCUCUUUGAUGUCACUGCAUGGACUGAAAAUUUCAUAAGCAAUAUAGAAGGUUUAGUUAUGACUUCAAGUCCUUUCUUUCGUAAUUGCUUCCUAAAUUUUGAGCUCAUUAGGCUUGUAGUCUCUGUUCACAGUUUGGUGCAAAAUUCUUCUAGAAAAUGCCUCCUAAGGUUUUAGUACUUUUAUUUAAUAUAUUUCUUACAUGCAUGAAUACAGUUAUCAGUGAUAUUAUUUCCUGAAUGCGGAUGGGAACAAUUUUUCUGUACAUAUAUCAUGAACUAUUUCCAAGCAAGUUCUGUGAAUUCAGGAUUCAGGCUUUUGGGAGCAGGGAGGGAGUAAGGGUAGGCAUGAUUUUGUUUGACUACACUAGUAGUACUGCUAACUAACUGAACUAACAAUUUAGCUAUUAAACAGCCCAAGCAAAAUGAAACCAAAUUAAUUGAUUAAUGAGAAGAUUCAGUUAACUAAUAGUUUGGAUGGUAAAAAGAAGAAAAAAAAUAGAAAGGAACUACGAAGAAAUGUGAGUUUAGGAGAGAGAGAAAAAGAGAGAGGAUGAGUGAAGCUCAUGGUGUUGAGUGGUCACUGUAUAUUGGCUGCAACAAGGGAGACCAGGUGACAAGCCAUGCAGCAGGAUGGUGAUAGCAGCACAAGGUUUUUGGGGUGUAACAUUUAGAGAAGAGGAAAGGAGCAAGAAUAAAAAAUGAAA